This is a messenger RNA of Fusarium falciforme, 768 nucleotides long. Its product is annotated as HA2 domain-containing protein. The record is from RefSeq and is a predicted model, not a curated record. Lineage: Eukaryota; Fungi; Ascomycota; Sordariomycetes; Hypocreales; Nectriaceae. The transcript is spliced from 3 exons. The coding region runs from base 1 to 768 and encodes 255 amino acids.
AUGGACUACCGCGACGGCUUCAAGGUUGUGGUAAUGUCGGCCACUAUCAACCUUGAGAAGUUUACUCAGUACUUCAACACCCAGAACGGCUUUCGGGUCCUUGCGCCUGACGAAGUGGCCGACAAGAUCCUUCAACUGAAGGAUCUAGGCGUCGACGAAGUGGCGCGGUUCUAUUCCAUCGACCCGCCAAUGCCAGAGGCUUACUUCCGCGGGCUCGAAGAGCUGAGAGCAGCAACAGCCAUCAUCGCCAAGCCCUCUGACCUCACUGCCGAGGAGAACGGUACAGCCAUGGACCUUCUCCGGGCGUGGGCUCGUUCCUUCGGAGGCGGUAUCCGACCCUCCCUCACCCUGACUUUUGUCAGGGUCCCAACCAAGCCUCGCGACACGGCCCUCGAGGACUCGGCGAUUGAGGUUGGCAUUGUUAGCGUCAACGCUUUCAACAGUCGCAGAAUCGAGCGCGGCGAACCCGAAACAGUCCAGCCCCACCAACCCUACGACGGUCAAACGGCCUAUCUUGGCCUUACCCUUAACCUCGACAAUGAAGUGAUCACCUGGUACAACAAGAGGGAGGGUGGAAAAUGGGCCAGUCCCACCAUGGUUGAGUACACCGUUUUCCAGGAUAAGGCUAGCAGCGCCUUGCUUACUUGUGUGAACAACUAUGAUAGCAGCCAUCGAAGAGCUGAGAGCAACGUCGAACUUCUUGGGGGCCACCUUCUACCAAUGGGACAGCACCGAGAGAAGGCUAUCAAACCCCGAAGAAUCAGCUAA